AUGAAGUUAAGCGAAUGUUGCUGCUUAUGCUACUGUAUUUACGCUCCAAUCAGCGCUUGCAUUGUUAUAACCAUCUGCCUAACCGUCGACAAUAACUACUACGCAGGCCCACUCUGCUGCAUCAAAGAAUUCUAUGUCCCCGCCCUCGAUCUGUCGUCCCGGGACAAGAUUCCGUAUAAUAAUAAUAGUAAUAAAAAUAAUACCGUGAUUAACCCUUCUCUCUUUUUCGAUCUCUCCUUCCAUAACAUCGAGUUCGAGCACAGUAUACGCUAUGGAGAUGUUAACAUCACCAUCUCGUACGACCGAAACGGCACCAUUGCGAGCUACGUAGUUCCGAGCUUUGACCAGGAGUGGUUGGAGACGGACUACCGGCGGGAGGUGGUGGAGAGCCGCGGAGUGCCGUGGGAGAACGCUUUGAAGGCGGUUUUGAAUGGGUCCACGGUGGUUUUUAGGGUUGACCUGGCGGCGCGGCCAAAGUUUAAGAGACAGUUUGGGAAGUAUUCCAAGAAGAAGGAUGUGAGGAUUGGUGCUGACGUGGAGGUUGAUGGAACUGGUCUGAACUCUGAAGAUUUUGGGGUAUAUUCGAAGAGGCAGUAUGUGAGGAUUGGAGCUGACGUGGAGGUUGAUGGGUCCGGGAUGAAGGUGAAGAAAAACCAUAUUUUGCUCAACUCGGCUGAUGUUUAG
This is a messenger RNA of Erythranthe guttata (spotted monkey flower), 684 nucleotides long. NCBI's taxonomy places the organism in Eukaryota, Viridiplantae, Streptophyta, Magnoliopsida, Lamiales, Phrymaceae. The record is from RefSeq and is a predicted model, not a curated record.